Molecule: messenger RNA, 1020 nt
Organism: Chironomus riparius
Lineage: Eukaryota; Metazoa; Arthropoda; Insecta; Diptera; Chironomidae
Source: the annotation of a GenBank genome assembly
AUUAUUGGCCUGUUCAGUAUUCGGUGGUGUUUUAACUUGUUAACUUGGUUUUUUAAAAGAAAGAAAAUGAAAUUUUUAAUAACAUUCUGCGUCAUUAUUUUUGCAUGGGGUUCUACAGCUGAUUCUUAUAACGAUUUAUCUGCAAUAGAACAGUUGGUGUCCAAUGAAAUUGGUCAUGAAAAUUAUUCACUCGCAGAAAUAAUUUUGGAAAUCAUUGAUCGAUUCCGUGAUGUCAUCAAUGACGCUGUCAAAGAUUUAUUGGAAAGUCAGAGACAUUUGAUCCUUACUGGUGUACCUCCAGUAAUUCCACCUCUCGAUCCAUUCUACAUCGAUGAAUAUUUCAUUGAUCCAACUGAAGAAAUUGCUGGAUUUUCUAGCUUCCAAAUGCGACUUACAAAUACUACUUUGAAAGGAAUCUACGACUUUAAGAUUGAUCAAGUCGAUAUUCGACCAUUAGGAUUAUUUGGAAUGAUUUCCCUAUCAUUUGAUAAGCUGGAAAUGGAAGGGUUUCAUUCAACUAACGCAACAUUAUUACAAAGUUCUUCAGCUGUCGGCAGUGGACCAUUCACAAUGACUUUAAAUAACUUCAAAGUUUCUGCUUAUGUUCAAAUUGAAAUUAAUGGCCGCAUUCGUCCUAACCUAAAGACUGUUAUUACUGCUUAUUCAGUUUCUUCAGUUGACCCUAACUUUGAAGGAUUUGGUCCGUUAUUACAAUUGCUUUUUAAUCCAGCUGCACGCCUCGCUUUCCCUGCAUUAAUAGCACUUUCUAAUAUCAACGCAAAUUUAUGGUUGAACAACGAGUUUAUUCCUGCUGUAAAUGGAGUCAUCAAUGACUUUGGAAUCAUCGAUAUCAUUGGUCUCAUAAGAACUCUAAUUAGAAACAAUGCAGAGAGCUUCGAUACCGAAAUCAUGGACGCACUUUAUCGAUUCGACCAAAUGAAUAGCAAUUUGAAAUUAUAAUUGAUUAUGUGAAGAGAUCUUAAGUUUGAAUAAUAAGGAACGAAAUGAGUUCAUAAUGAA